This is a messenger RNA of Populus nigra (black poplar), 2218 nucleotides long. RefSeq lists its product as uncharacterized. Gene Ontology annotation, biological process: FAD biosynthetic process. Gene Ontology annotation, molecular function: FMN adenylyltransferase activity. The transcript has 17 exons. The record is from RefSeq and is a predicted model, not a curated record. The coding region runs from base 291 to 1805 and encodes 504 amino acids. Lineage: Eukaryota; Viridiplantae; Streptophyta; Magnoliopsida; Malpighiales; Salicaceae.
CAAUUUACGUGCCAAACCCGUUUUCCUAUUUCCGUUUCAGAAAAAUCUGAAUAUUCACCAUUUGUAGCUUCCGGCUUGUUUCAGAUAAACAAUCUGUGGCAACUAAGGGGCACGUCUUUUCUUUUGUUCCAAAAUACCCUCUCCCUCCUUCCCUCUCACUUUCCCUUUCUUUUUAUUUUUUAAGGCCCAUAAAUCAUAUAGAAAAAAGGUUGGGUCUUUAUCUCUCUGUAUGCAUUUCUUAUAAGUUUCAUACUUGUUUUGCGAUAGACUUUUCAGUCAAAGAAGGGAAGAUGGAGAUCGAUAAAGCAAUCAGAGAAAGUGAUGAUAGGAGGCUUAAAACCAAGUACAACAACGCCAUUUAUGUUAUCAAAAGAGCUCUUGCUCUAUACUCGAUUGAGGAGGUUGCCUUCAGCUUCAAUGGAGGAAAGGAUUCAACAGUUCUACUGCACCUACUCAGGGCUGGCUAUUUUUUGCAUAAAAUGGAGCAAAAAUGCUCUAAUGGGGGUCUGACUAGUUUCCCAAUUCGAACAAUAUAUUUUGAAAGUUCUGCUGCUUUCCCCGAAAUCAACUCAUUUACCUAUGAUACUGCAUCAAGCUAUGGUUUGCAACUAGAUAUCAUUAGUUCAGAUUUCAAGUCUGGCUUGGAAAAAUUACUGAAGGCUAAUCCAAUUAGAGCUAUUUUCCUUGGUGUUCGAAUUGGUGAUCCUACUGCGGUGGGCCAAGAACAGUUCUCCCCUAGUUCACCUGGAUGGCCUCCAUUUAUGAGAGUGAAUCCUAUCUUGGAUUGGUCUUACAGAGAUGUUUGGGCUUUUAUCCUAACCUGCAAGGUCCAGUACUGCAGUCUUUAUGAUCAGGGAUACACUUCAAUAGGGAGCAUACAUGACACAGUUCCAAAUGCAUUGUUGUCCAUCAGUGACUCCUGUUGCAAAGAAAAAUUCAAACCCGCAUACUUGCUUUCCGAUGGAAGAUUAGAAAGGGCAGGGAGAGCAAAAAAGUUUUCUUCUUCCAUCAAUGCUGUUGGUAAUGGCUCAGGGAGUGUGGAUUCACAUAAAAGUAGCUUGCUCGUAGCCUCAGUCAUUGCUGUGGGGGAAGAGAUUCUGUUCGGCACUGUUGAGGAUCAACUGGGACCUUCAUUGCGUAGAAAGAUCCAUUCCAUUGGUUGGUCGGUAUCACAAACUGUUGUUGUCCAGAAUGAUAAAGAUUCUGUGGCUGAAGAGGUUGAGCGACGGAAAUCUACCAACGAUAUGGUUUUUAUAUAUGGAGGGGUGGGCCCAUUGCACUCUGAUGUUACCUUAGCAGGUGUUGCAAAGGCUUUUGGGGUUCGUCUUGCUCCCGAUGAAGAAUUUGAAGAAUAUCUUAGGCAUCUUAUAAGUGAUCAUUGCACUGGUGAUCAAAAUGAGAUGGCACUGUUACCUGAAGGUAUCACUGAGUUAUUGCAUCAUGAAAAGCUGGCUGUGCCUUUGAUUAAGUGCCAGAAUGUAAUCAUUUUCACAGCAACAAAUGCCACUGAAUUGGACAAGGAGUGGGAUUGUUUGAUUGAAUUAACGAGAUCCUGUGGCUUUUUGCCAACGAUGGUACCUUAUGUGUCAAAGCAUCUACAGACAAAUCUUUCAGAUGUUGAAACUGCCCAACCUCUGUCAAAACUGUGUCUUGAAUUCCCAGAUCUAAAUAUUGGGUGUUAUCGCAAAUCCAGAAAAGGGCCUCUAAUAAUUAGUUUUGAAGGCAAGGAUCAGACACAGAUUGAAUCAGCUGUAGAAUCACUAUGCAAGUUGUUCCAUCCAGGCACCUUCUCUGGGAUUCACUAAGUUGAUGGUUUUUCUCAAUCUUUAUUUCCGUUGCCUGUGAAGCUUCAGAAUCUGGCAAGCUUUAUCUGAUAGCAGCAGCACCUACACAAUUAUAGACGAAUGAGAUCAGAAGGGGUUUUAUUGGGAAUAGAAAAGAGAAAAAGCCUAAAAUGGAGAUGGAGAAUUAUGACUUCUGAAUAACCUGUCAAAGCCCGUUUUAGCCGAUGAGAAACACUAGUGCAGCUUUCAUGAUGAAAUUUGAUUAAAAGAACUUCCUAUUUGCUUUUAGGCACCAUUUCCCAAUCAAAGGGUCUCUAGUGUUGAAUAACCAGUUACUGUCGAACAAUAAGCAUAUCUUUACUAUCUUCAAGAGCUUUUUGGUGCUCAUUUUUUUUUUGUACUUAAUAAUCAAUACCGUGAGAAUUGCCAUCUGA